AUGGGUAACCGAAGAUUCGCUCAGGUCUCCACUAGCGACGAAGAAGACGAGGCGCCACCAAAGGCACGAUCAUCAUCAGCAACGACAAAGCCUGAAAACAACAGCGAGAGGAAGCGGAAGAAGAUGAAGCUUCAAGAAGAAGAGGAGGAAGAAGAAGAAGUAGUGACGACUAGGAGAGGGAGAGGAAGGCCCAGGAAGAAAGUAAGAGAAAAGAAAUCGGAGGAUGAACUAGAGGAAGAGAUCGAGGAAGAACCGGAGGAAGAGGUGCCUCAAGAGGACGCCAAGCCAGUUGGGGAAUCGACAAGAUUUUCGGGGAAAGGAAGAGGGAGGAGAACUCAUUUUAAUGCUUUUGAGUUUGAUGGGAACCGAUAUGAGCUUGAGGAUCCUGUCCUUCUAGUUCCCGAAGAUAAAGAGCAAAAACCUUAUGUGGCUAUUAUCAAGGAUAUUUCUCAGACUAAGGAUGGCAGCAUGAUGGUCACUGGACAGUGGUUUUAUCGCCCUGAGGAGGCUGAGAGAAAAGGUGGUGGAAGCUGGCAGUCACGUGAUACUAGAGAGCUUUUUUAUAGUUUUCAUCGUGAUGAGGUUCCAGCAGAGUCUGUCAUGCACAAGUGUGUGGUGCAUUUUGUCCCAAUUCACAAACAGCUCCCAAAUCGAAAACAAUAUCCUGGUUUCAUUGUCCAGAAAGUGUAUGACACUGUGGAGAGGAAGCUUUGGAAGCUUACUGAUAAGGAUUAUGAAGAUAAUAAGCAGCAUGAAAUUGAUCUUCUUGUUCAGAAAACUCUAUCGCGGAUGGUAGACCUUCCUGACAUUGAAGUUGAGGAUGCUCCUGCUGCUGCUCCUGAACAGGAAGAUCCGACAAAGGCAAAAAGAACUCUGAGGAGAAAGAAUUUCUCCCCUCUUGAUGUGACAAGGGAGGAAGAAGUAACUGCCAGACCUGAUAAUUUAAAAGCUGAAACACCAGGAAGCUGUACAGGCAAUGGCUCAGAGUAUUAUGCCAUCUUAGUAAAGUUUGAUGUACUGACUGGAGAUACCCAUCGAGACAAAUGGCUGGAGCGGCUUCUUCAAUGUAUUCAGUAUAUGUGCAUUUCUCCUAACAGCACACUUGAUGAUGGUAAGCUAAAAGGUGGUUCUGAUGGCGUUGACCAUAAAAAAGAGGAGAAGUCCCAGGGAGAUGCAAAUGGAUCUGAAGAAAAUAGUGCAAAGGGUGGCAAGUCUUUUCCCUGGCCAGAUGCUGCUGUUCUUGCAGUAAGUGCUCUUGAGAAGGCAUCGCAUGACGCACUUUCCUUUGAUUUUCAGAAGUAUAAUCAAAAGUUGCGUCAGCUAGUGUUCAACCUCAAGAAUAAUGCAUUUCUAGCCUGCCGUCUUCUGAACAGAGAGUUGGAACCCUCAAAAAUAUUGAACAUGUCGCCAAAUGAGUUAAAGGAGGGUUUAACAGCAGAGGAAACUGCAAAGAAGGAGCCUGAGGAGUCAGAGCGCAUGCAGAUGACUGAUGCUCGUUGCUCAAGGUGCAGUGAGUUUAAAGUGGGACUAAGGGACAUCAUCCAAGCAGGACAUGGAGCCCGCUACCAGUUGGAGUGCAUUGCCUGUGGCAAUUCCUGGUAUGCAUCCAGGGAUGAGGUAUCUAUGCUAUCAAUAGAUGCACCAAGUUCUGCCAGAAGUGUAGGCACGGCACCAUGGGCAACUGCCAAGUUUGACGAGGUUGAGAAAAAGCUAGUGAGUCCCCGUGAAUCUGAUAAGGCGGCUGAGUUCCUUAAGAAAACAAGCGAACCAUAUAUGCCCAUAUUGGAAAACCAGAGGUCAUUUAGCAAGGUCAAGAUUGAAGAGAAUUCCGAAACUUCAAAGAAUGCCGAGCAGUAA
This is a messenger RNA of Dovyalis caffra, 1857 nucleotides long. Lineage: Eukaryota; Viridiplantae; Streptophyta; Magnoliopsida; Malpighiales; Salicaceae. The record is from the annotation of a GenBank genome assembly.